AUGCUUCAGGCCAUCGCGGCGAGGGCGAAGGCGGAGGCCGCGAAGGUGAAGCACGCGGUCGGCCAGGCUGUCGGGGAGAUCAUCGACGACGCGAAGGUCGCCGCCGCGGACUUCAAAGAGUACCGCGGCGACGACGACGACGACGACGCGUGGAGCGAAGACGAAGACGACGCGAUCUCCGACGGCGAGCUCACCGGGGACGUCGCGAUCGAGGACGAGGACGGCGAGGACGACGGCGAGGACGACGGCGGCGCGGCCCCGGGCGGCGCGCUCGCCGCGCUGAGGGCGAGGCUCGCCGCGGAGAAGGACCGCGCGAGCGUCGAACGCGCGGAGAUCGAGAUCGCGCGCUCGGCACCCGCGGCGCCCGCGCCACCUCCUCCGGUCGCGGUCGUCGCGUCCGUCGCGCCGCCUCCGCCUCCGCCGGCGGCGCGGCCGCCGCCUCCCGCGCGUCAGCCGCCGCCGCCGCCGCAGCAGCAGCAGCAGCAGCAGCAGCGCGCGGCGCCCGUCGUCGAGCCCGCGUCCUCACGCGCCGGUCCCGACGCCGACGCCGACGCCGUCGCCGACGCCGUCGCGAACGCGAACGCGGCGACGGAACGAGACGCCGCCGUCGCCGCCGCCGUCGCCGCGGCCGUCGCCGCGGCCGUAGAGAGAGAGCAGCUCAAGGCGGUCGCGAUGCUAGAAGCCGCCGCGGAGAGCGGGGACAACGACGUCGCGACGUACAAGGACGAGCUGAACGAGGCGUACGCGGAGAUUGACGCUCUGCGACGAGCGCGGAACGAGGUGCUUCAAACAGCGUCGGACGCGGACGACGCCGCGAACGACGCGGAGAAACGCGCGGCGGAGGCGGAGGAGAGGACGCGCGAGCUCGAGGAGCUCGUGCGCGUCGCGGAGGAGGCGAGGGCGGACGCGGAGGCGAGGGCGGCGAGCAGCGCGACCGCGGCGGCGGCGGCGGCGGCUGCGGCGGAAGAGGAGAACCGACCGCGACCGGCGGCGCCGAACGACGACGCGGUGGCGCUCGAAGCGACGCGGCGCCGCCUCGACGAGGUCGAGACCGCGCUCGCGGCGCGGGUCGAGACGUCCCAGGAGACAGAGCGGCGGUACCGCGCCGCGUCGGCGUCGCUCGCGGCGGCGGAGGCGAGCGCGACGGAGCUCCGCGCCGCGCUCUCCGCGGCGGCGACGGAGAACGAGAAGAAAGAAAUAGAGCUCGUCCGCCUCCGCCGGCAUCUGCUGGACAUGGAAGAAGAGGACGACACGAAAGCGGACGCGGUCGAGGAGCACGUCGCGGCGGUGGAGGACCAGCACCGAGCCGAGAUUGGGAGUAAAGACGUCGCGCUUAAAGCCGCGGAGAGGGAAAUUCUCGUCAUGCGCGAGGCGAUGAGCGCGAAGGACGCCGAGUGCGCGAACCUUCAGCUCGCGCUCGAGUGCUUCAACAACGAGGUCGACGCGAGCGAGCGACGCGUCGCGGAGGCGGCGGCGCUUCGCGAGAAGAACCGCGCGCUCGCCGCGGAGCUCGCCGCCGCGAACCGCGCGGCGGUCACGGCGGAGGAGAAGGCGGCGGCGGCGGCGGCGGCGCUCGGCGUCUCCGAGCGGCGAGAGGCGGACGCCAAGCUCGCGGCGCAGCGCGCGAUCGGCGACGCGUCGAAAGCGCGGCAGGCGCUCGCGGCGUCUCUCGAGAACGCGCGGCACCUGAUGUCGGAGACCAAAGACGAGCUCAUCGACAAGCGCAUCGUGAGCAAGCUCCUCGCGACGUACUUCGAGAGGGACCAGUCCCCGGAGGUGUUGCUCCUCAUGGCGUCGAUGCUGAGCCUGACGCCGGAGCAGAAGACCGUCUUAGGCCCAGCGCUGCGGCGCAGACGCGGCGGCGGGCUCGUCGGCGGCAUCGCGCGCGCGCCCGGGAGGCUGCUCGGCGGCGCGUUGGGGGUGGCCGCCGCGGUGGCGUCGAUGCCCGUCAGAGCCGCGGACGCGUUGACGCCCGAGGACGUCAAGCGUCAGACGCCGGGGGGGAAGAUCAUCACGGACCAGUGGGUGGACUUUCUCCUGUCGCAGAUGGACGAGGAGGAGGAUGAGGGUGAGACGAGCGGCGAGGCGAGGGCAGGCGCCGCGGGCGCGAGCGCGUAG
Messenger RNA from Micromonas pusilla CCMP1545, 2118 nucleotides. RefSeq lists its product as uncharacterized. Gene Ontology annotation, cellular component: Golgi apparatus. The coding region runs from base 1 to 2118 and encodes 705 amino acids. Gene Ontology annotation, molecular function: small GTPase binding. NCBI's taxonomy places the organism in Eukaryota, Viridiplantae, Chlorophyta, Mamiellophyceae, Mamiellales, Mamiellaceae. Gene Ontology annotation, biological process: endoplasmic reticulum to Golgi vesicle-mediated transport; Golgi organization. The record is from RefSeq and is a predicted model, not a curated record. The transcript has a single exon.